Messenger RNA from Labeo rohita (rohu), 2031 nucleotides. RefSeq lists its product as uncharacterized. The transcript has 2 exons. Lineage: Eukaryota; Metazoa; Chordata; Actinopteri; Cypriniformes; Cyprinidae. The coding region runs from base 186 to 851 and encodes 221 amino acids. The record is from RefSeq and is a predicted model, not a curated record.
ACUACUAAAUUCUGGAUCUCUCAAAACAGUAAGGCAGAUGUUCAUCUGGUUGUUAUGAACUACGUACGUUAUAUUCUGCCAAAAAACAUACUUUUUGGAGGGUUCUCACUUUGUCGGUGCAAACGGCAAACAUUUGGUGACAUCGAGGAGGUAGAGCAAUUAUAAAAUGGAGGAAUUUAGUCAAAAUGGAGGGCCUGAGAGAGAGGAGCAGAAAAAAUGUGCUGGGCGUCUGGAAUCUGGGGGCUGGAGGCUGCAGAGGUGAUGUCAUUGGAGCAGAGGAGCUGGAGAAAAACAACUCUCUUUCUUUAUUCAGAUCCUCUUUGCAGUCCCAGCAGGGGAGGGAGAAGAGGGAAGGGGAGGGGAAGGGAGGGUGGCUUGGCAGGCAGCCGUGGCAGGGGCUGCUGGGAAAUGGUAAAGGAUGCCAAGCAGGCUCUGCAGCCAACAUUAGUGGCUCACAUCUUUGUUCUCUGAAACCUGGUGUGCUGCCAAAAGCCUCAUUUCAGCUCCCCGCCAUGAUUACACUGGAUGUAGGCCAAUUCCUGAGAGCUCGCAAUCCUCUCUGUUGCGCGCGGCCGCUCUCGCUCUCCUUCAAAGGCUCGCUGCCAAACAUGCAGCAGUUUCCAUGGCGACGGCGAGCGGAACAUAAAAAUUGCGUCAGAAACGACUGGAAAUCAUUGUCACACCCAGGCACUGAUAUGAACGACAAGAAGCAGAGAGGAAGACGUGUCAGAAUGGUCCUCGGCGCGGCGGAUAUGGCUGUUAGCUACGGCCGUCUGCGCCCCACUUGCUUGUCGACUUCAAAGUGUGGAUUUUUUCAAACAGAUUUCUCUCAGAAGCGAGUGACAGAAUGAAAUCGGGCGAGACACUUGAAAGGGAAUGUUAUGGUGUGUACGAUGUGUCUGAAUAAUCUCUCUCUGGGCGCUUUCAUCUGUAGCCAUGGCUGUCAUUACCCAUGCUAGUGCUGUAACUAGCGUUAACCCGCUUUAGUGGGGUUAUCAGAUAGUGACUUAAGAGCUGGUAAUAAAUGUCUUGGUUAAAAUGCCAAAUGUGAUCUCAUAAGGCCAGACUUUGGACUUGCAGAUCCAAACACUGUGAGGUCAGACUGUAAACUAAUGAUCAGACGCAUGUGACACUUUGAUAAUGCAGUAAGUCAUAAAAAAAUAAUAAUAAUAAUAUAUCAAGACUAUUAGUUUGUUUGGUCCACUUCAGUGCAUAUUCUUUAAACAAUUCUUUAUUUAUUAUUAAAUUUAAAUACUUAAAGUAUUUAAUUACAGAGACCAUGCGCAAUAAUAAGAGGACUUUUAAGUUUUCAAGCACUACUUUCAAACUUCAGAAAAAAAGAUAAAUAAAUAAAAAAUAUCCUAAUAAAACUAAAUGGCAAAAAUAAAGUGAAGCACAUGCAAAUAGCUAAUUUUUUUAGCAAAGAAAAAAAAUAACAUGGUUACUACACUUUUACUAUAGUAUAACCAUGGAUAACCAACCAGUAUAACCAACAACUGAAUCAAAUGAUUCGCGAACCCCCCGAAUUCCCGAUCUGAAUCAAGUGAUUCACGAGCCGCGCUCCUAGGUUCCGAUUUAAAGCAAAGCCUGCAUCCCAAUGUGCAUAUUAUCCAUCCUAAAUUCUAUGUGAUAGUGGUAAAUUUCAAUACUAUUUAGGGCAGACAGGGUGGAUAGUAUGCACAUUGAAAGACAGUAUGCACAGGAAAAGAUUUGCAAAAUCAAAAUUCACAAUUCAUUCAAUUCGCAGAAUGAUUCAAAAAAACACUCUGAAGUUCCGAUCUAAAUCAAAUGAUUCACUAUACGUGAAGUCCCAAUCUGAAUCAAAUGAUUCGCUAUAUGCAAAGUUCCGAUCCAAGUCAAAGAUUCGCGAACCCUCUUCGAAGUCCGGAUUUAAAUCAAACAAUUCGCGAAUAUUCUGUUUGACGUUCCGAUCUGAAUCACAUGAUUCGCGAUAUGCGACCUGAGCUCCAUCUCACCCAUCACUAUACUUGUUUUUCAAAAUCAUUUUAAAAUGAUGUCGAAAUUCGAAAA